CACUUCCUCCUCCUGGUUGCAAAAGCAGCUUCGCCCGCCCCGAGCGCUCGGCUGGGGCUUUUCGUCCGCACCGCCCGCCCUUGCUCGCUCUCUCUCUCUCUCUCUCCGGGAAGCGCCCGUGCCACGGGCCGCGGAGACCCACGCUCAGCCAGCUCGCCAGCCGCCUGGGCGCUCGCUUUGGACCAGCAGGGCUUCCUAUCCCGCUCGUGCAGCGAUGUCCAAGCCGCCCCCGAAACCGGCCAAGCCAGGACAAGUCAAAGUUUUUAGAGCCUUGUAUACGUUUGAACCCAGAACUCCAGAUGAACUGUAUUUUGAAGAAGGAGAUAUUAUCUACAUUUCGGAUAUGAGUGACACAAAUUGGUGGAAGGGAACCUGUAAAGGAAGAACUGGACUAAUCCCCAGCAACUAUGUGGCUGAACAAGCAGAAUCCAUUGACAACCCACUACAUGAAGCUGCAAAGAGAGGGAACCUGAGCUGGCUGAGGGAGUGUUUGGAUAACAGAGUUGGUGUCAAUGGCUUAGACAAAGCUGGGAGCACAGCCUUGUACUGGGCAUGCCAUGGUGGACACAAAGAUAUAGUGGAAGUAUUAUUGACGCAGCCAAAUGUAGAACUAAACCAACAGAAUAAACUGGGGGACACAGCUUUGCAUGCUGCUGCAUGGAAGGGUUAUGCAGAUAUCGUAGAAACACUGCUGGCAAAAGGUGCUAGAACAGAUUUAAGAAACAAUGAGAAGAAAUUGGCUUUUGACAUGGCUACUAAUGCAGCAUGUGCUUCUCUGCUUAAAAAGAAACAAGGACAAGACAUAAUGCGAACCUUAAGCAAUGCAGAGGAAUACCUUGAUGAUGAAGACUCCGAUUGAACUGCCUUAAUACUGUCUAAAAAUGUACAGCUUUUUGUGCUUCCACCUUUCUCAAAUUGUUCCUCUGACUACAAAAGUGUACUUUUCUCAUAUACAUAGUAAUGUAACAUCAUAGCUAUCCCUUUCACAGGGUCAAAAUAUGCCCCUUCUCCCCAGUACUUAAGGUCCAAAAAUUCUCUAGUUGCUUUUAAUUAAAUUGGCUAGGUGAGAGUAUAUGUUUGAUGGCUUUUGCCAUUAUACACUGCAAAUAGACUUUACCCUUUAAGAAGAAGUGUUAAUAUAUCUCUGCAGACAUUGGGUUUUUUGCAGGACAAAUGGCCACCUUCAAUGCUACACCGUGCUAGUUUUAUUUUACUUUUACCGAAAGAAAUAGAUCAGGUAGAAGAGUGAUUGGUUUUCCUUACAACACAUAUUCACUUGUGUGCAUGUUUAUGUGUAUUUUAUUUACACGCACGCACGCACACACACACACACACACACACACACAUAUGGGUGUUAGUUCCGGGCGUGUUUAUACAUUGAGAGCCCAAACUGGAGUCAUGGAAUGAAAAUACUUUCUAUCAGGAACAUACCCUUAAGGGGACUGGAGUUGAAGAGAUAUUCCAGUUUCCCACGAACUGGUUCUGAUUAUACACAUUUACUGUGGUCGCUUGGGAUUACCCACGGCAGUUUUGUAUGCAAAUCUAGCCUUGUACAGUAACAGGGAGUGAGUCGUAUUGGGUGAGAGAAAGCAGCAAGCACAGGAAGCAUUAGCCAGCACAGGAAGCAACAAAUCUCUCUGCCCAGUAGUUGCUUAGAGGGUGAAUGGAAGCUUGUGUCUCCAUUUCCCCUUUGAAUGACUGUAGGGAGAAAUCAGACUCUGGUGCCAUUUGAGCCCAACUCCCAACUCCUGUAAUGAUCACACAGAGACAAAGGAUGGGCUUCCUUUUCCUCUGAAAUGACUGAGAGUGCAGGAGGGAUUUCUCUCACCUGACCCCCUCACAUGAGCUUCAUAAAGUCCCUGCUGUGUGUAGGGUGGGGUGUGUGUGUGUGAUUUAAAAGUUGCAUUCCAGUGGGUGGGAGAGGAUGCUCCUUUGCCCAUUAAUCUUUACGGCUCACUUCUAAAGACCCAAGGCAGUAGAAGGCAUUAAAGCUCCAUAACCCUUUUUCAUAAUCAUGUUAAUCAGCACUUAAAUGGGAGGUGGAAUGUGUGUGUGUGGGGGGGUUAUAUCCAGCCCCCCCUUUGCUUCUCCUCCCAAGCAACCAUUCUGUUGCAUGCACAGUCCCAGCAGCUGACCCGAGAGAAGGUGCACAAGUCUUCAUUCACAAGGUUCCCCAUCCAGCGCAGGAUAAGUGUACAGAAGGAUUGCCACCCAGUCCAAUCAGGGAAUUUAUAUAGACAAGGAACUUAUUCUUUAACUCGUUGGGCUUUUGUGUUCAUGUCUGUCCCAUGGAGGCAAGGGGUGUUCUUCCUCUUCUCUGCCAGAGAUUCUUGCUCUUUUUGUGCAUUUCUGUGUCCCCCCCCCCUGCCCUAAAGUAUUUCACCUCAAGAGCUGGUGUGUUUCUGAAAUCAUUUAUUGGUGGGAUGCCACAAACCAAAAGUAUAUUCAGAAAUAAUAUUGAAUAAAUAUUUUAAAUGCUUUGAAA
Molecule: messenger RNA, 2485 nt
Organism: Zootoca vivipara (common lizard)
Lineage: Eukaryota; Metazoa; Chordata; Lepidosauria; Squamata; Lacertidae
Gene: OSTF1
Product: osteoclast stimulating factor 1
Biological process (GO): signal transduction
Molecular function (GO): protein binding
Source: RefSeq, a predicted model, not a curated record